Messenger RNA from Colletotrichum navitas, 970 nucleotides. RefSeq lists its product as uncharacterized. The record is from RefSeq and is a predicted model, not a curated record. The coding region runs from base 263 to 832 and encodes 189 amino acids. Lineage: Eukaryota; Fungi; Ascomycota; Sordariomycetes; Glomerellales; Glomerellaceae. The transcript has a single exon.
GAGUGUCAAUGGUCCGAUGGCGUUGACAAAAGCUUGUCAGACACCAGAUGGAAAAAAUCAGGUUAUGAUCGAAAUGGAGCCGGAACGAGAUGCCGAGGGGAGACUCAAUUACAGCUGAACAGGGAAGGAAAGAUGCGAGGGCGGGGAUGGUGACGAAGGCGCGACGCAACUGCCUUGUUAGGGAUCGAAGGAGAAAGGGAAGGAAAGCGCUGGGCUCUCGGCUUCCUGGCUGGAAUUUGGGCGACGAGAAUAGAAGCAACUGAUGACAAGUUGCUCUUUUUCCUUCAUCAUCUGUAUCAUUGCCGGAUUUAACCACCAUUUUAUUCCAUUGACGUUCGCCUGCUUCCUUCUCAUCAUUCCCAAAACUCCUCUAUUUUCGGCCUCAACUUCGCAUGCUUUGAUUUUCUUCGUGCUUCAUUCCGCGCGCGGCACCGCUCAGCGUCUCGACUCUCGACAUUUUCCGAGCAAUAUGAGCCUAUCUUCUCCAGUCUACUCAAGCGCUCUCCAUCGCAGGCGGCCAGCGGUACUGGAUCCAGCCACCUGGCCCGGCAACAAGUCUGGCCAGAUGCCAGAGCGCGCGCCAUGUGAUGCACAGGAGCCAUUGAGGCCGGCCACCACCCUGCCGUUGGCCGCCAGCGGCUCGGAGUUGCCUACCCAUGCACGUAAUAUGCCCACCCUGCCCAGUCCGGAAUGCAAUCCCGGCCAUCUAUCUGCCUUGCGCCGAUACACGAAUGCCCCGGCCCCCGGCUCUAAUGCGCGCGCCUCCAGCCUGCGCGCAGCUGGGUCGCGGCCCGGCCCCUUUGCCCGGCCCCUUUACUCUGCCAUGUUCUAGGCGAGAAGAACGUUUGCUGGGCUUUGUUAUUCCACGCCACAUCUAGCACACGAAGCAUCUCUCUGCGUCCACUUCAGAUGGUCCAGAACUACCGGAACAGUGUAAGCGCCAUCCAGAACUUGUACCAUUCGUCAGUGU